Molecule: messenger RNA, 586 nt
Organism: Racocetra fulgida
Lineage: Eukaryota; Fungi; Glomeromycota; Glomeromycetes; Diversisporales; Gigasporaceae
Source: the annotation of a GenBank genome assembly
UAUAAACUCAUCGUCAUAUGACCAAGAUGAUGACCUUGAAAGAUCUAAACAAAACAAUCCUCUUGAUUGGUAUACCAUCCAAAGCAUCACUUCAGCUGUUAAACAAUUAAUUUCUAUAAAUAAUAUUUCUACUGGACAUUCUGAUAUAAAAUAUGAUAUAAGAUAUACCUUUGAUUCUGAUGAAAAGAAAUUUGUAGCCUUCCAACGAUUGGCUCAAGAUGCUGUAACACUCGAUAUAGAAGGUCCAACAGAUGACUCGUACCUAUUUCCACCACUUAAAAAUCCAUAUCCCGAAGGUGAUGCACUGCUUAAAUUAAAGAUGACCAAAAUUCUUGGAACUGAAAUUCAUAACUAUCAUCAACCUGCUGAAACAAAAACAAGUUUGGAUAAUAAUAUAAUCCAAAAAAAUUUUAUGAAUUCGCGGGAUAAUACGGAAUGGUACGAAUGGGUAGAAUUAAGAGACAUUGCAUCCGGAUUUAUGACUAAAUAUAAUUUAGAAAAGUAUAGAUACUCUGAAGAACAAAUAGAAUAUCAUUAUACUCAUAAUUUGAAAUUGUUACAAGAUUUAUGUAAAAAGAUUUCUUAA